UAAAGGUUUGUGGUCGAGUGUUUUGAGCGCGCGCAUCACAGGCGGAGUUUGUAGUGUGAAAACGAAAAACUCCGCAGAUCCUUGUGCAGCUGAUCACACUUCACCAGACUCUGUCUGAACACAGCACAACAAUGGACCGCUACUCUCGGCAACAAUUAAAAUGCUUUGACGCAAGGAGCCUGUAAGAUUUUGCGGAUUUAGGAGCAUAUGCGAGAUGGAGAAUAAAUAUUUUUAAGCUAUUCGAGGGGACUGAGAAUGAAUAGCGAAGAGGCUCCUGGAAUAACGCUGGAGAAAUUAACUGUGAUUUUUUUGUAGCAUGCAGACAUUUGGAUUUUCUUUGGAUUUCCAUUUUUAUGGAUCUUGGGGAGAAAGAUAGAAAUAUCCAGACAAUCAAGCAAGCAAAAGUCAACUUCAGCAGCAUUGAGAGUAUUUAUUAAAAGUCUUUGAGAAACACUCACUGGGAUUGCAUCUCCCCUUAUGUUAAUAAUAAUAAUACAGAGCCCAGAGCGGAUGUUUUCCUGAGACGAAUAAAACGGGAAGCAAAACUGAAUUGUUAAUAAACUGAAUUUCCAUCUUGGACAGACAGGAACAUCUUGCCGGAAUGAUGGUCAAGCUGAAGUUGAUGUGCUCAGUCACGGACACACGACACGCUGUGCUCGCUAUAACCUUCUGUGCCUUCUUUAUGCAUGUGAUUGUGGAAGCUAACUCGUGGUGGUCUCUAGCAAUGAACCCCCUCCUGAUACCAGAGGCGUAUAUCAUAGGAGGUCAGCCGCUGUGCAGUCAACUGGAAGGACUGUCCAAAGGUCAGAGGAAGCUUUGCCAGCUGUACCAGGAUCACAUGCAGUUCAUUGGAGAGGGUGCCAAGACGGGCAUCCAGGAGUGCCAAUACCAGUUUCGCCAGCGCCGCUGGAACUGCAGCACAGUGGACAACUCCUCAGUGUUCGGCAGAGUCAUGCAGAUAGGGAGCAGAGAGACAGCGUUCACAUACGCUAUCAGUGCUGCAGGUGUGGUGAACGCAGUGAGUCGUGCCUGCAGAGAGGGGGAGCUGUCGAGCUGCGGCUGCAGCAGGGCGGCGAGACCUAAAGAUCUGCCGCGAGACUGGCUGUGGGGCGGCUGCGGUGACAACCUCAAUUAUGGGUACCGCUUCAGCAAAGAGUUUGUGGAUGCCCGUGAACGGGAAAAAACCUUCGCCAAAGGCUCUGUGGAAAGUGCCAGACUGCUGAUGAACCUUCAUAACAAUGAGGCGGGACGGAGGAUGGCAUCAGAUCUCGCCCACGUGUCCUGUAAGUGUCACGGCGUGUCUGGCUCCUGCAGCCUUAAAACAUGCUGGUUGCAACUUGCGGAUUUCCGCAAGGUGGGCGACGCUCUGAAGGAGAAAUACGACAGUGCCGCUGCCAUGAAGCUGAACAGCCGUGGAAAGCUCAUUCAAGUUCACUCCAAAUUUAACUCUCCUACUAGCCACGAUCUGGUGUACAUAGACCCCAGUCCGGAUUACUGCAUAGGAAACAAGUCUACUGGCUCUUUAGGAACUCAAGGUCGCCUCUGUAACAAGACGUCUGAAGGCAUGGACGGCUGCGCACUCAUGUGUUGCGGUCGAGGUUACGAUCAGUACAAGGUUCAGCUGGUCGAGCGCUGCCACUGCAAGUUCCACUGGUGCUGCUACGUCAAAUGCAAGCGCUGUUCACGCACAGUCGACCAGUUUGUUUGCAAGUAGUAGUGUGUAGCGAGUAAUGAGAGCAUGCGAAAGAGGAAGAGAAGGAACAACUAAAUAAAUUAUAUUUAUAGAGCUGAAACCAUUGUGACAGAGACAGAUUGCUUUUCUAACAAUUUCGAAGUACUAUGUACAAGGCAUAUAAAGAAACUGCAAAUAUCAUUAUAUAUUUAUUUUCUCAGAUGGUUCUUUUCUCAUUUAUUUUUUUAACUUAAAAGAGCUCAAAUACAGAGUCGUGGGCAUGAUCCAGAUUUUAUCCAUUCAUUUGGGGGCUUCACAUGAGGAACCACAAUGCAAAAUAAAAACCUGUUUACCUUGUAAAAAUAUCUACCUUAACUUUUUGAUGAAUUGAUUCUAGCUUCAUGCAUCCACUUUUAUCAACACUUGAAUAUGGGUAAGAUUCAUAGUUUUCAUGCAAAAAGCAGAGACAAUCAAAGACUUUGUUGGGAUUCAGAGCGAUGAUGAAAACACAGAUGGAGUAGAUCGAGUCCAUCAACACCUCAAAGCUUCAAAGUCGUUUCCUCUUCAAGGGUUCAUCAUUUCUUUCAGUAACGUUUGAUUUAUAUGCUGUUUAAUGUUUGAUGAUCACGUUAUUUUACAUGUGCGUCAGCAAUGCUUCUAUCAAUUGCUUCUUCUUCACCUGUGUUUUGAUCCAGAGAUUCUGUACUCUUUCAGUAGAUGUAUAAUAGCAUCCACAACCAUAAAGCAGUGAAAACAUGGA
Molecule: messenger RNA, 2432 nt
Organism: Megalobrama amblycephala (Wuchang bream)
Lineage: Eukaryota; Metazoa; Chordata; Actinopteri; Cypriniformes; Xenocyprididae
Gene: wnt5a
Product: wingless-type MMTV integration site family, member 5a
Exons: 5
Coding region: 602-1714 (370 amino acids)
Biological process (GO): multicellular organism development; neuron differentiation; cell fate commitment
Cellular component (GO): extracellular region
Molecular function (GO): frizzled binding; cytokine activity
Source: RefSeq, a predicted model, not a curated record